AUGGUCAGCAAGAAGCUUUCCGGUGCCAAGAGCCGGAAGGUCAGGGGUGGGGGGGAUGAUCAUGCCGCUAGUGCGGGAGGUGGGGGGAAGAAGGGGAAGGUUACUGGAGGUGGGGGUGCGAGACAAACCCGCCGUCAAGCCCACAGACUCCUAGACCCCUCUGACCCGGAGACUACCGAACGGAUGCUCAAUACCACUUUGAAGAGAAUGGGGUUGUAUGCGAGCAAGACGGUCGGGGAUGGGAAUUGCAUGUUUAGGGCGUUGAGCGAUCAGGUCUGGGGGAACGAUAAUCGACAUCUGGCGUUGAGGCAGGAGAUCUGCGACUAUAUGGAAGCGCAUCCGAAGAAUUUUGAAGGGUUCGUCGACACCGAACGGCCGUUUGAUCAUUACCUCUCGGUCAUGCGUCAGCGAGGAACAUACGGUGGCCAUAUGGAAUUGACGGCGUUCGCUCGAUGUAAAGGCCGAGCGGUCAAGGUCAUCAUGCCCGAGUACGUCUACAUCAUCCUACCCCGAGACGAAUCCCCGACUCCGCUCGAAGACUCGUCAAAGAACACCCUCCGAGCGUUACCGCACGGGACCUCGGCUGCGGAUCUUGGUGGCGGCGGUACGUCUUCGGCCGAAGCGUCGUCUUCGUCGUCCUCGGCCGUUCCCGUUGAGGGACAAGAGGAAGAUGGAGGUGGCACGGGGAUGGUGUAUGUCAGUUAUCACAUCUUUGAACACUAUUCGAGCGUGAGGAAUCUCGCGGGUCCUCAUAAAGGUCCACCUAGGAUAAAGGAGACCACAUUACCAGCUGAAGAACCAACGCCUCACGCCGAGUCUUCGAUAACCGAUCCAGCGGUAGAAGAAUCGGUCAAGUCCGUGUUGCGUUCGCUCCCCCCAGAUCACGGGGUCUCGGAGGACGAUAUUCGACGAAGAUUACAGAGAGGUGAUGCGUGGGAGACGGUCGUUGAUGAUUUGGUCGCCGAGGUCGGGGCCGAAGAAGAGGACGUCGAGGUUGAUGCGGUCGAGACUAAGUUGGACAAGGAGGACGGGGCGACUGGCUGGAGGGUGGAUGCUGCACCCGGCUCACACUUGGCUUGGCGAGACAAUGACGAAUCCGCACCUUCACCUACCGGUUCUCACGCUACGUGCACGCCCACAGGGUCGACGGACGGGAGAAAGAUCAAGGCGAUGGGCCGACCGCGUUUGGAAGGCAGGGCGGCGCGGACAAGACGGGUGUCGGGGAGUGCUGAUAGCCGUCCCGUACAAGACGACGACGAUGGGUACGAAACGUCGAGCUUGGAUAGUUUCGCGGCGAGUCAGGGAUCGAGAACGGGAAGCACGAUCAGUCUCGGUGGUGGAUCUGAUGGAUCCGGGUCGACCGGCUCGACGUAUCCGCUCGGCGACGUGGCCGCCUCGACGUCGACUGCGCUUCCUUCGGUUCCUUCGCCAGCCCGACCUACUCAUGGUCGGAAACGCCAACUCACCUCAGUCUCUGCCAAUGACCAGUCGUCCCGCCGCAUCACGCGAUCUCGGAACGGUGGAACCCUACCAGGUUCGCCCGCUCGGAAGACGUUCAGUGUUUUGGGAAAGAAUAUGGCCAAGGUCCGCGAUCCUGCCGUUACCCCGAACAGCGAGGGCUCCAACGCCGAGGACCAGGUCUUGCGAGGCAAAGCCAAACGCGAAGCGAGGAAGCGACGGGCCGAGAUUGGGCGUCGAGAGCGGAUCGAAGCGGAAGCCUGGGGUCUCGGGGCGGACGAGCCUGCUCAGGAUGGCCAAGGCGAGGGAAGGCGGACCCGAGGUGGUGCGGCCAAGAAGGAGGAGGGCGAAGGAGCCAUCAAGGGGAUCAAAGAGCUUUACAUCUGA
Molecule: messenger RNA, 1845 nt
Organism: Filobasidium floriforme
Lineage: Eukaryota; Fungi; Basidiomycota; Tremellomycetes; Filobasidiales; Filobasidiaceae
Exons: 6
Coding region: 1-1845 (614 amino acids)
Biological process (GO): protein deubiquitination
Molecular function (GO): cysteine-type deubiquitinase activity
Source: RefSeq, a predicted model, not a curated record